UCGCUCAAUUACUAAGCCCAUGAUCAGAGGGAUUUUUUCUUUAUGCACUUGCAAAUUUCAUAUCCCAUUUUUAGACACAUGACACACAGAUAAAAGCGGCAGCUGAGGCUCUUCUCCUCCACCAAGAAAGGUAGAUAAUAGGAAGAACCAGAGCAAGCUCCCCGAUCUUCUCAAAACCUCUCUCUCUCUCUCUCUCUCUCCAACUUUAGAGGCAUCUUUCAACGUAAGAUAAUGGCUUCCACGACAGACAAGUCAAUCAAAAAAGAAGUUUCCAGAUUAGAAGCCAAGAAUAAGAUCUACACUAAGAAGGAAGUCAGCAAGGGAGCUUGGACUGCAGAGGAAGAUCGGAAACUGGCAGAGGUCAUUGAAAUCCAUGGUGCAAAAAGGUGGAAGAAACUUGCAGAUAAAUCAGGUCUGAAUCGAUGCGGUAAGAGUUGUAGACUGAGAUGGCUGAAUUACCUGAGACCCAACAUCAAGAGAGGGAAUAUAUCUGCCCAAGAAGAGGAUUUGAUUCUGAGGCUCCAUAAACUACUGGGAAACAGGUGGUCUCUGAUUGCUGGAAGAUUACCGGGACGAACAGAUAAUGAGAUAAAGAAUUACUGGAAUUCUCAUUUGAGCAAGAAAAUAAAACAGGAGAAACAGAGAGGAGCUGCUACAGUAGAAGGCUGCAAUGCUCAGGAAAAUAAAGCGGAAGAGAAAGUCAAUGUAGAAAUGAGAGAGGAGGAAAAUUCAGCCGGGGGAGUUGCAGACUCAGAAAAAAUCAAAUUUGAUGUAGAUGAGUUCUUUGAUUUCUCUAAUGAAAGUGCGUUGAAUUUAGAGUGGAUUAGCAAAUUCCUUGAACCGGAUCAAGACUUCAAUGAUAUUAUAUAAAUUCCAUAUAUAAGCUAUUUGUUUUCUCCCCGUGAACCCAGUGAAGUUCAUGCUGAUCAUCAGAGAUGUAUGGAAUUUUCUUGGUUUAUCGACUCUUUUUUUUCCCUGUUGUUACCCUCAUUUUUGAAGUUUCUCGUUUGUCUUUUAUCCGACAGUAAUACAGGUAAACAACAUGGCUAGGCCUAGCUAAAUCUUUUAGAAAAAAGAGAGAAGAGGAGCACUAAACUGCAGACUCUGGCAUUUAAUCCUCGUUCGGUGGUGACAGAUUCUCUCUCUCUCUCUCUCUCUCUCUCGGCAAGUUGUCGAGGACAAAACCACUCAUGAUAUGGAAAUUCAUUUCGAAGAGAAAGUAGCAGAAUGCAUUGUAUUGUUCUUUGCAUAAUCAAUAGCAUUUGUACCAAGUUAUAAUAUUUUAAAGGGACCAACAAAGCACUCUCACUAACACAGGA
Juglans regia (Persian walnut) is the source of this 1319-nucleotide messenger RNA. RefSeq names its product transcription factor MYB114-like. The record is from RefSeq and is a predicted model, not a curated record. Bases 232 to 870 code for a protein of 212 amino acids. Lineage: Eukaryota; Viridiplantae; Streptophyta; Magnoliopsida; Fagales; Juglandaceae. The transcript has 3 exons.